AGCACAGAGUCUCUGCCACAUCAGCUCAGGCGAAUGCAGUCGUUUUUUGGCCUGGACCCUACUGGACAACUGGACACAGGCACCCUUAAAUUGAUGAAAGAACCACGGUGUGGCGUCCCUGAUGUGGCAGGUUACAACUUGUUCCCUAGGAAAAUAAAAUGGCCAACAUGGAAUUUAACAUAUAGAAUUGUGAACUAUACUCUGGAUCUAAGUCGCGAAGAAACAGACCAAGCCAUACAAGAAGCCUUCAAAGUAUGGAGCGACGUCGCCCCUCUGCAUUUCACCAGGCUCUCACAUGGCACAGCUGACAUUGUGAUCUCUUUUGGAAAGAAAGACCAUGGAGACUUCUUUCCAUUUGAUGGGCCAUCAGGCCAGCUGGCUCAUGCUUUCCCUCCUGGUGACAAUAUUGGUGGAGAUGUCCACUUUGAUGAUGAUGAGACCUGGACCAAUGAUUCUAGAGCUUUUAAUUUGUUUGCAGUUGCAGCCCAUGAAUUUGGCCAUGCUUUGGGACUACAACACUCCAGCCAUCCCAGAGCCCUGAUGUACCCCCUUUACACCUACAGUGGCUUGAAGGACUUUGUCCUUCCGGAAGAUGAUGUGGAAGGCAUCCAAGCUCUUUAUGGUCCACGAACGAGAAUGGUCAGUGCCGAAGUUCCUAGUAGAUGUGACCCAAACUUCUCUGCAGAUGCUAUUGCAGAAUUACACGGGGAGAAAAUUAUAUUCAAGGAUAGAUUCAUGUGGCAUCAUAGUGCUCAGAUGUCUAGUCAAGGUUGGGUUGUCAUUCAUUCACUUUGGUCAGGAGUUCCAGACCAAGUUGAUGCUGCUUACAGCCUUCCAGAUGAGGACCUUAUCUUCAUAUUUACAGGAAAUACAUUUUGGGCUGUGAAAGGCUAUGAUAUACUUCCUGGCUAUCCCCGGAAACUGUCUGAGCUCAGAUUCCCAAGCAGAGUACAAAAGAUAGAUGCUGCAUUUCAUGAUGUAAAGAGUGGAAGGACAAAGUUUUUCACUGGAGACGAGAUAUGGAGCUACAAUGAGAGACUUCAGUCUAUGGAUCAUGGCUACCCUAAAUUAGCAAAGGAGGAAUUUCCCGGACUCGUGGACAGGGUUGAUGCAGCAUAUCAACAGAAUGAUUCCCUUUUUUUCUUCUGUGGAUCUGUCCAAUUGGAAUACAGCAUCAGCCAUAAAGGAAUCAUCUGCACUUUGCAAGCAAAUUCUCUGUUAGGCUGUUAAGUCACAAGCAAUUUUAUUCAUACAGAAGUUGUGUCAUUCAAAGAUAUUACAAAAUAUAGUAACAUCUGAUAGCGUGGAAACUUGUGUGCUGUUUGGAUCAGAAGCAUGGCCAAAUCUACGUUAUGUUGAGUCUGAGUUUCUUCUGGCUGAACAAAUCAAAACAUAGUUCUUUCUUUUUUUUAGUAGGAGAGGUGUCACUGGGUACAGCAUAGAAAUAAGUUCACUUGAAACAUGGGUAUUUAUGACCAGCUACAGACCGUUGAGCAUCUUUUCAUAAAACUGCCACUUGGGAUUUAGUAAAUUAGAGAUGUAAGAAAAGAUCUAAGGUCUUCCAAUAAUGCAUGUGAUAAAACAUCAAUGAGAAAACAGUUAGCCGUGUUGUCGCUGGAUUUGUGUUUUGCAUUCCAAUGAUUUUUUUAAUUAAUGUAGUUUAUCCAGUAGUAGCCCAUGUAUAAUUACCACCUUCUCACCAUGUAUGCCUACUAUCUUCUCAUCUUCUAUCUGGAAUAUGCUCUCCAAAGCUCAUGCCCCAA
Molecule: messenger RNA, 1763 nt
Organism: Sphaerodactylus townsendi
Lineage: Eukaryota; Metazoa; Chordata; Lepidosauria; Squamata; Sphaerodactylidae
Product: collagenase 3-like
Exons: 9
Coding region: 34-1230 (398 amino acids)
Biological process (GO): extracellular matrix organization; proteolysis; collagen catabolic process
Cellular component (GO): extracellular matrix
Molecular function (GO): metalloendopeptidase activity; zinc ion binding
Source: RefSeq, a predicted model, not a curated record